Molecule: messenger RNA, 1188 nt
Organism: Durusdinium trenchii
Lineage: Eukaryota; Dinophyceae; Suessiales; Symbiodiniaceae
Source: the annotation of a GenBank genome assembly
CAGCUCCACACCUGAAGAGGCCGCCCACAACACACGUGGCAUCGCCAUGGAGUUUGCAAACUGGGCCGACUGGGGGAAUGGCGCGAAUGAUGCGAACUGGCCCCAGGCACAAUGGCAGGGUGACUGGAUGCCGCCGAUGAACGGCGGCUGGCAGCAAAUGCCGCCUCAGCAAGUGCCGCCUCAGCACGUGCCGCCGCACAUGGCCCAGCAGUUUGCGGACAGCGCCGGCGAUUGGCAGCCGAGCUUUGGAGUCACUCCGCCGCCACCGGCGCAGCGGAGCGCGCCCUUCGCGGAGAGCGGGAGCGCGCCGCCCGCUACUGCACCGGCCACGCUUCCGGGCGUGGCGCAGAGCGGAGCGCAGGUGCCGCCACAGCGCUUUGUGCCGGGCACACGGAAGCGGAAGCUUUGCGUGCACCAUGCUGCGGGGAACUGUCGCUAUGGUUCCGAUUGCAACUUCGCGCAUGGCAUAGAAGACUUGGCAGAAGAUUGUCAAGAGGCAGUGACUCAGAAGCCACAGACGGAGAGGAUGGACUUCACUCAGCUCGAAGCAGGUCGUUUGACCAAGAACCUCACAGUGCCCCAAGACCAGGUGGAAUCCGUGAUGACACCGGCCACGAGAGCUCUGUUGGUGGAGGUGACGGGAGCUGAGAUCGAGUUGCUGAAGUCCAAGCGUUUGGUGGAGGUCACCGGCACCGCUUCACAAAUCGAGAAGGUCGAGAAGGCGCUUCAACGGGUGGUGGCUCAUUGCAAUUGGGGCGCCAAUGAGAUGAAGAUCAGGAGAAAUGGCUGUGCCCGUGUGGGAUACACAGCGCGCAUUCGCUUGGCCUCGAUGGCUGCCGGCCUGAAGGACUUCAGCCGGACGCUGACGGUGGAGAAGGCCACCUUCUCCAUUGGGACCGACCCGUCCUGCAGCCUGCGGGUCAAGGGUCCGUUGGUCUCGCGCAACCACGCAGUGGUGGAAUUUCAGCCCGAGAAGGGGUCAGUGUAUAUUGUGGACACCUCGACGAAUGGCGCCUUUCUGAAUGGGAAGCGGUUGCCACCCAAAGCCAGCGCGAAAGUCAUGCUGAGCCAUGGGGAUGAACUACUCCUGCAGGACCCCAGUCAAGGUGGCGAGUUCGGGUACAUGGUGAAUGUGGAGCUGAACUGAUCGCAGCCGCGUGGUUUCGACCGCGAAUGCUGCGAACAAAA